AUGUACAACGGUCAACCACCCUUCCGCCCACCUCCGGGUAACUUACCUCCCUUCCCCCCGAACCGACCACCCGCACCAGGCCAACAAGGUCAAUUCCCACCAUUCCGACCUCCUCCUCCAGGAUCAUUCAUCCCUCCACCUUUCCCACCGAACUUCGCACCAGGUUCUCGACCCCCUCCUUCACUGUCACCUUCUGGACCAGGUUUCAGCUCACCUGGUGGACCAACCAAUGGCGGUGGCGGUGGCGGUGCAUUACCAUUCCGUCCUCCACCAAGUGGACCGGGAGGUAUGGGCUACAACCAAUAUCCUCCUCCUCAGAGACCUGCGCAUCCCGGAUUAGGUCUACCUCCCGCCCCUGCUGGAUUACCCCAACCACCAAGAUUCCCUCAAGAAGGUCUACCACCGAAUCAGAGUCCCACUGGAAUAGGGACACCACCAGGCUUCGUACGGGAUGUUAAAACCACGAGUGUGUUCGUGGGAAGUAUAGCUCCUGGUAUAACGGAUGAUGUUUUAAAGAAUCUUCUCAACGCCUGUGGUCCUCUCCAUGAGCUCAAGAGGGUAUCGGGUGCAUCUGGUAAACCCCAAGCAUUCGGUUUCGCAGCUUACGAAAACCCAGAAGUCGUGCUGAGGUGUAUAAGAUGUUUGAAUGGUGUAGAAUUACCUGAUUUGUCGCCUGAGGGAAGGAGAGAUGGUAGGAAGAAGGCUCUGGUGGUUAAGGCGGAUCAGAAAACACAGGAGUUCUUAGAGGAGUUUGAAUCGACUCUGGGCAGAUCUGAUAACGACGAAGAAGCUGACGCAGCUACCCGGAAAUCAAUCGCCCAUAUCGUCGCACUCCUGACCGAUCCUAACGCUCAACACCCUGACGGUCCCGCUAAACAAGGAGGCGGAGACAGUCCACUUCAAGUCAUCGUCCCAGAACAUCUGCAAGAUCUGAAAGAAGGUGACUUACCUGAAAAUCAGAGAGUAGCAGUACUGGAUCAGAUUGCAAUCUUCCGAGUCGCAGCCGCGAAAAGGGAAAAGGAAAAGAAAGCAAUCGAAGAUGAAAGAGAGAGAUAUAGAAUCAUGCAACAGCAACAGCAGCAAAGGACACCUAUGGCCAAUGCGAAUUAUGGGUAUGGGAAUAACAGAGGAUUAGCUAAACAGCAACAACAAGCUUGGCAAAAUCAACAUCAGAACCAACCAAGUCCUAACACUCCUCUAGGUCAACAGACUCCUCAAUCGCAACAGAAUGGAGCUGGACCAAGUAGAGCGCGAGAUCCUCAGGGGUAUGAUAAACCCGUUGGAUUCGUUGCCGCUCAGUCGGCCGAAGGGAAGGUCGACUCUGGAAGGACGGAUGAAGAGGAAGAAGAGUUGAGGAGACAGAGGAAGCAGAGAGAGAAAGAUAUUGCUCUGAGAGAUGCCGAAAGAAGGGUCGAACAUAGAGAACGUAUCCGAAUAGAGGCACUGAAUAGGGAACUUGCCCAAAGAAAAGCCCACGAGGACCUGAUCGAGCGUAAUAGGCGAAGACAGAUUGAGCAAUACGAGAAUUGGGAUGAUGAUGAGAUAAUCGAGAAGGGCAGGGAGUUGUUCUAUUCUGACAGGGCAACAUGGCGUGCAAGGAGACAACGUAUCCGACAACAAGAGUACCAAGAUGAUGUACGUGACCGACAACAGGAGGAAGACGACUUGCAAGCAUUGGAGAAAGAGUCCGAGGAAUUCUUGAAGAAGCAAAUGGCAGAAUUAGCAGAAUUGGAGAAUGAGCAGAAAGCUAAAGGAUUAUUAACCGAGGAUGCCAAACCGAUUAGAUUGAAUAUUCAACCUACCGCCAUAGAAGCCAAGCCUAAAGAAGAAGUAAAACCUGUCAUACCUAAUAAACCCAAACCUGUGAUUUUGGCUGAAGACGAGGAAGAAGAGAAUGAACAGAAGAAGAAACGAACACUCAUCAGACUAGAUGCCGAGACGGAUGGACAAGGAAAUGAUGGGUUGACGGAAGCUCAGAGAUUGGCUAAGAGGAAUGCGAAAUUGUUGGACAUCAAGAAAUCCUUACCGACAAGUAAGAGAGAUAUUUUUAGAGCUGAUAUUGAUUGGGCUGCGGUGAAUGAGUCCACUAUCAAAGAAAAGGUCAAACCUUUUGUAGAAGGUAAAAUCAGUGAAUUCUUAGGUGAACUAGACCAAGACUUGGUCGAAUUUGUUUUAGAGCAUCUUAGAGACAAGAAAGAAUCGGAUGAUUUGGUAGAUGGAUUGGAACCUAUUCUCGCCGAAGAUGCUGAAUCUUUCGUACUUCAACUAUGGAAAUUACUCAUCUUCGAGAGCGAGGCGUUCAGAGUAGGGCUGAGUACCGGCUCGAUGAUGCCCUAG
Kwoniella botswanensis is the source of this 2337-nucleotide messenger RNA. RefSeq lists its product as uncharacterized. The record is from RefSeq and is a predicted model, not a curated record. Gene Ontology annotation, molecular function: mRNA binding. The transcript has 8 exons. NCBI's taxonomy places the organism in Eukaryota, Fungi, Basidiomycota, Tremellomycetes, Tremellales, Cryptococcaceae. Gene Ontology annotation, cellular component: spliceosomal complex. Gene Ontology annotation, biological process: mRNA processing. Bases 1 to 2337 code for a protein of 778 amino acids.